Penicillium paradoxum is the source of this 513-nucleotide messenger RNA. RefSeq lists its product as uncharacterized. The record is from RefSeq and is a predicted model, not a curated record. The transcript is spliced from 3 exons. Lineage: Eukaryota; Fungi; Ascomycota; Eurotiomycetes; Eurotiales; Aspergillaceae. The coding region runs from base 1 to 513 and encodes 170 amino acids.
AUGCAUUUCACAACUCUGCUCACCGGCCUUACGGCCUUCCUUUCUGUCACUACUGCUAUCCCUAUGGCAAGCGAAAGGCCAACCCCUACACCCUCGGUGUCCACCCCCCUCAUCUCGCCAACCCCCUCGGGCUCUGCCUCCGCCUCUGCUUCGCCUUCUUCCACGCCCAACCCCUAUGAGGCUUACACAUGUCCCAAGGAUAAGUUCAAGUCGUGCUGCAUGUCUGUGCAGCAGACUGGUAAGGAUGUUGCCAAGUCUCUUGGCGAGCUGGUCCCCAUCCUCGGUGGACUGCAAGUGAGCUCGUCUCUGUCUUUCCAAUGCAAGAAAAUGCCUGAGAGAGAAGCUCCUGGUACCUGCCACGGACAUGGAUAUUCUCCAAUGUGCUGUGAUAACAAGGGUGAUGGAACGCUCAAUGCUUGCAAGCCUUUCGGGCAGGUCAAGAAGAACUACUAUUCUCACCAAGGGCAGAGCUCUGAGACUCAGGCUGAUAUGAUCAUGGACACUCUCACCUAA